Messenger RNA from Chrysochloris asiatica (Cape golden mole), 678 nucleotides. Its product is annotated as keratin-associated protein 9-1-like. NCBI's taxonomy places the organism in Eukaryota, Metazoa, Chordata, Mammalia, Afrosoricida, Chrysochloridae. The transcript has 3 exons. Gene Ontology annotation, cellular component: keratin filament. The record is from RefSeq and is a predicted model, not a curated record. Bases 1 to 678 code for a protein of 225 amino acids.
AUGGCCCAAUCCUGCUGCUCCCCUUGCUGCCAGCCCACCUGCUGCAGGACCACCUGCUGCCAGCCUUGCUGCCGCCCUACUUGCUGUCAAACCACCUGCUGCACCACUUGCUACCAACCAGCUUGUGGGACCAGCUGUUGCCGUCCUUGCUGCCGCCCAGCCUGCUGCGUGUCCAGCUGCUGCCAGCCCUGCUGCCGCCCAACCUGCUGCGUGUCCAGCUGCUGCCAGCCCUGCUGCCGUCCAGCCUGCUGCGUGUCCAGCUGCUGCCAGCCCUGCUGCCGCCCAGCCUGCUGCGUGUCCAGCUGCUGCCAGCCCUGCUGCCGUCCAACCUGCUGUGGGUCCAGUUGCUGCCAACCACCUUGCUGCCGCCCUACUUGCUGUCAAACCACCUGCUGCACCACCUGCUACCAACCAGCUUGUGGGACCAGCUGUUGCCGUCCUUCCUGUUGCAGCACACCCUGCUGCCAGCCCACCUGCUGUGAGUCCAGCUGUUGCCAGCCUUGCUGCCGCCCUGUGGGCUGCUGCCAGCCAGCUUGCUCUGGCCCCGUGUACUGCCACAGAACCUGCUAUCUCCCAACAUGCGUCAGCCUGCCUGGUUGCCUGCCUGAGAGCUUCGGGAACAUCAGCUGCCGCCCAGCUUGUGGUGGAUCCAGCUGCUGCCAACCUUCCUGCUGCUGA